Xiphophorus couchianus (Monterrey platyfish) is the source of this 4012-nucleotide messenger RNA. RefSeq names its product DEP domain-containing protein 1B. Lineage: Eukaryota; Metazoa; Chordata; Actinopteri; Cyprinodontiformes; Poeciliidae. The transcript is spliced from 11 exons. Gene Ontology annotation, biological process: intracellular signal transduction. The record is from RefSeq and is a predicted model, not a curated record. Bases 104 to 1702 code for a protein of 532 amino acids.
GACGCCUCCGUUUAGGUUGCCCUGGCUCACUGUCUUAUCGCCUUUUAGGGAUAAUUUUUAAUACUUUAUAGCUUCAUGUUUUCGCUGGUGUGGCUGUAAGGGCAUGGAAGGCCAAGUUAUCGGACCCGGGCCGUACCGGGCCACGAAGCUGUGGAAUGAAACCAUUAAACUUUUUCGUGGAGGUAUGCCGUUACGGAGGCACUGGGCGAACUUUCGCUGCUACGACUGCACUUUCACUGGUUCGGAGGCGGUUGAUUACCUUCAUGAGCUGCUCCGAAGCAACUACAACUUUGGGCCCGAGGUAACGCGCUACCAGACUCAGCAGCUGCUCAGGAAGUUCUUUAAAGCCCAUGUGAUUGAAGACGUCAAAGGACGCCACGGGACAGAGGAAUUUGAAGACAACAGCCAUCUGUACAGGUUCCCCACAAUGUCUCCGCUCAAGUCUCUUCCAACAAGACCGUCAUGGAGAGACGACAGCGACCUGCCCAGGCUCAUCCGCUGGGAUGACUACGAGGAACUGCCUCAGAAAGAAAAUGUUGCACCUCAGAAAUCUGCAGUACUGACUUCAGAUUUAUGGAAUAAAAGACACAGCGUUGCAAUUGGAGAUGUGCAUGAAUGCAAGCUCAUACGUAGGAGGGAAGUAACUUCCAAACAAGUGGACCACAUCUGGAAAUCGAUGACUAUCACACAUUUGCAGAGAGUUCUGGGCCUGAAGACUUUGGAUGGAAUUUUAAACCCAGCACCUGUGAUUGGGAAAGACAUUGUUGUCAAUAUCUACAAUGUUAAUAAAACAGGCAUAGUUGUGCUGGAAAACAAAGCUGAGGACAUGCCAUAUUGGGUGAUCUCUGCAAUGAAAUGCCUGGCAAACUGGCCUGAAGGCAACGACGCCAAACAGCCGCUGUACCCAGGGUUUGAGAGAGAUGUUCUGAGGACCGUAGCAGAUUAUUAUCAGAGACUAAAAGAGCCCUUGCUGACCUUCCAUCUUUAUGAGGUCUUUGUCAACAUCCUCAGCCUGCUACAGGAGCAGGAUAAAGCCACAGAGGCCCUUCAAGUCAGCUGCCUGCUGCUGCCACCACCAAACCGCAGACGGCUCCAGCUUUUACUGCGCCUCAUGGCCCGCGUCUGCCACAAUCCCCGCCUGCCUCCUCUUAAUGACACUAUUGGUACCCGCACGCUGAUGGUGCAGAUGUUCUCUCACUGCGUCCUGGGCUCCCCCGAUGACAUGGACUUGGACGAGUUGCUCGCUACCAAACUGGUGACCUUCAUGAUGGAGCACCACAGCGCGAUCUUCCAAGUGAAUGCCAAACUGCGCUGCCAGGUUGAGGAGCAUCUGUCACACUUGAAAAGAGCUCAGAUCAAAUAUGCAGGUUCGGAUACGGAUUUCAGUGCAUCACCGGCUUUCUGCAAACAGAUCAAGAGAGUAGACUGUGAGGAGCAGAAAGUUAUAGGAACACAGGUCCCACUGCAGCAGCUGCUGGAAGGCCUGAUCGCAGACCAAGAACUCCCUGCAAAAGACAAGAGGAAAAGACUCAAACAGUUCCAGAAGUCUUACCCAGAGGUGUACCAAAAACGAUUUCCCACUGAGGAAAGUAAAGCUGCUGUCAUUCCUGAGAAAGCCCCAAGACUCAAGCCUCACCUCGUGCUUUUCAACCUCAAGAAACCAUUCCAGCCUUUUCAGAGAAGCUGGAGUUUUAGGGCAUGAGCCACCACUACUGAUGCUUCUUUCUGCUUCGACCUCCAAAACCCAUCUCAACCUCAUUUAAUCACUACAAUUGUAGCUUUAGCUGUGGGUGGACUGGCCACAGUUUUGCUACAUUUUAUUAACAACUAUAGUUUUAUUUUAACGAUCACAUUGGUUUCUGUGGGAUUGUUAGGCAUAAAGGCAAAUUUAGUAAAUUUUAAUAAUCACAAGGGAUUUUUGCCUUUCCACAUAAUAUAUUUUGGCAGAUGAACACUUGCACUUAUCAUCAUGUGGGAGGGUGAACAGAUCUUUUUCUAAGGGCACGUAUCAUAUUUUCUACAAUUUUUAUGUUUAGGUUUAAGCUCUGAAUGGCUAUGUUAAAAUUUUCAUCGUCCAAGUCAAGAUAAAAUAUGUAUGGGGCUACAUUGUGUUCAAAAUGUUAAACUCUGGCAUUGAUGCAUAUCACAAAAGCCAUCUCAGAUAAAAGUAGUGAUGGCAAACUCUUAGGUUUUGAUAUAAAUUCAUAAAGUAAGGAAUGAUGUAACUAUUUGUCCAGUUAAGAGAACGAAGCCAGAUGGGUUACCUUAAAGCCAUGGCUUGGAGACCUAGUAGACAAGCAACCUAUCCAGGCAUUUAAAAGUAGAGAUGCAAAUCUUCCAGUGUCUAGCAAUCCCGAAUUUUAGGGUCCUGAUUCGAUUCAGAAACAUUAAAUUCAAAAACAAAUUUUUCUUUUCAAAUGAUCUACAGAUUUUGUUUAAGUUAUCUGACUGACAAGAGGAAAAGACAGUGUAAACAAAUAGAACAUUUAAAACAAUUUCAUAAGGUUGCCUACUAUAUCAAAUUCCAUCAGUUUAUAUUUAAACUAAAAUAGGGUUUCUGCACAAAGUACCAGCUAAGUUAGGUUAGCUUAGUUGCCUGGCUUUUUUUUUCUUUCUUUCUUUUUUUUUCAAUAAAAAAAAUAUGUAAGAAUCAUUCAGAAUACAUACGGUGGGUGUGGCUGCCUUCUGUGGUGGCAGAGCAGAUGUGUAAUGCGGUAUGCAGUAAGUUGGUGGCAUCAUUUCUUUAGAUGCCACCGGUUUUACUUGUGCAGGCUCUUGCAUUAGUGAAUUGCGCAGUGGAAGUGAAUGGAAGCAGCAGAAAGUGCCCAUUUUCUUCACUCCCUGCUGUACUUGUCAGUAUUUAACUGCAGUAAAUUGAUGCUGAUGUCAAAAUGUUAUUCCAAGACCAUCAUCAAUCACACGACUUAAACUCAUUAAGCCUGUCUGACAUUAGUAUUUACAUAAAAUGUUGUUUCGCUAUUAAAGGAGACUUCACGCUAUUUUUACACAUGGUAAGGUUUAUAUGAUUUGUUUAUUUGAUACUAAAUAAAAAGACAUUAAGAAGAACGAUGGAAUAAUGAUAUUUGCCCUUUGAGAAAAGUUUUGUUUUGUUGUUUUUUUCCCCAAAACUUGAAGUGAUGAUAUAAUUGAUGUAAUCACACUGGAGUUAUCAGUCAUCUUUAAUUUUGAAUUUAUGUUUUUUUAUUAUUUUCUAAAUACAAAAAAACUGAACUUACUGAGACAAAAGUUUUAAAAGUAUUGACAAGUUUUGUGCGUAGAUUCUGCCACCCCAUUCAGUAUUGAUCAUGUGAAUUCCUAAAUUUUCAAAAAGAUGAUUUUCUGUUACAUAUCAGAUAUUUGUGAUGCUUUUGUUACUCAGUGGGUUUAGUUAGGGGCAGAAAUGUCCAUGUUUUUUGCUGUAAUGAUAAUGAUGGGGAAUUUAGGCAGCUUAAUUGUUUACUAAUUUUUAAUAAUGUAAUUAUUUACCUACUGUAAAUGAACAUAUCAAAUGGUUCUGUAGAACUGCUCACUCAGAACAGAAUCAUGAAUGGAUUAAAAGUUGACUGGUACUUUGACAACCACUUUAUAAACAGACUUAGACUGUCUAGAUGUAUUGUUUUCUUAUCAUUAUUAAUAUGUAACAUUUCUUUCUAAUGUUUUUUUUAUAUAACUGCACUGUCAAGACCUCUACUCAUGUUUUUACUGUAUGUGAUUCUUUUUGUUUUGCAUAUAUGUCUUGCUUCCUUAAAUGGUACUUAUUUCAUUUACUUUUUUUUCUCAUGAUCUUAAAUGCAGCUACCAAUUUCAUAUCUGCUUGUCCUCCCGUGUCAAUCAAUUUUCUCUUCACAUAAUUUGAGACUUGAAAUGUCAGUAUAUGGAUUUUUAUAAUUUUUAAUGCUGGAAUAGCUGUUACACCUGAAUUGCUGCUCAGUGUGGUAAAAGGAAACACUGGAGGAAAGUAAAUUUAAUUUCUAAUUUUCCUAAUAAAAAGGUAUCACUGUUUUAUAUUACA